GGACAGCAAACCCUCUUCCCCGCCUUCUCCUGCGUAAUUCCGGAACCGGAGGAAAAAAGGGUCUGCGCUCCAUGUUUUCCUUCUCUUUCUUCCUCCCUCAUGUGUAGCAGGGGCUCUUCUGUGUUGCCGGAGCCCUGCAUCCCUCUUCCUCCUUCCUCACUGGACCCCUCCCCCUCCCUGCUGGCAUUGCUGCUAUUUGAGGAGCUGCUCUUGAUGAUGGGAGGGGGAUCUCUGUAUUCCCUUCCCCUAACAGUAAGGGACUGAAAAAGUCAUCUUGCUCAACUCCCUGUAAAACAGAAAUUGUUCUCUUUUCCCCAAGAAAAACUCCACGAGGAAAUCGAUCGAGUGAUUGGGAGGGACCGGAUCCCAGCCGCUGAGGACAGGAACAAAAUGCCUUACAUGGAGGCUGUAAUACACGAGAUCCAGAGAUUCAGCGAUAUCCUGCCCAUGAAUCUUCCCCGCAUUGCCAUGAAAGACAUCCACUUCAGGGGCUAUGUCAUCCCCAAGGGCACCUACAUCUAUCCUUUGCUGAGCAGCGUUCACUAUGACCCGGAGCAGCACUCCAACCCUCAAGAGUUUGACCCGGGGAGAUUCCUGGAUAGCCAAGGCUGCUUCAAGAAAGUGGAGGCGUUCAUGCCUUUCUCAGCAGGGAAGCGCAUGUGUAUCGGCGGAGGGCUGGCCCGCAUGGAGCUGUUCCUCUUCUUCACCACCAUCCUGCAGGCCUUCACCCUCCACUCCCCUGUGCCCCCCAGCCAGAUCAGCCUCGCACCUGCGUCCGUGGGCGUUGGGAAGGUGCCCCCCAAAUACCAGCUGUCCGUGUCCCAGCGCCAACACUGAUCUCUCUCUUCCUGUGUUGGGGCGCAAGAAGAUCUCGGUUUCUCUCUCAGUACCACAGCUGAUUGGCCAUGUAGGAAAGUCCUCUAUUUGAAGGCCUGCCCGUGCAAGGAGGAGGAGGAAGCACC
This is a messenger RNA of Zootoca vivipara (common lizard), 962 nucleotides long. NCBI's taxonomy places the organism in Eukaryota, Metazoa, Chordata, Lepidosauria, Squamata, Lacertidae. The record is from RefSeq and is a predicted model, not a curated record.